Molecule: messenger RNA, 1661 nt
Organism: Paramecium sonneborni
Lineage: Eukaryota; Ciliophora; Oligohymenophorea; Peniculida; Parameciidae
Source: the annotation of a GenBank genome assembly
AUGAAAUAUCUUCGAUGGUAAGGUUAAUAUGGAUAAAAUUUGAAAAAAAUCGGUAAAUGGAAUGCCUUUUGGAAAGGAGAGUUAAUAAAGAAUGUAGGUGGGUAGUACUCAUAAGAUGGAGAAAAAUAAGGUGAAUGGAAAGAAAUUAUUAAUAAAUAGUCGAAGUUAUUUAUUCUAAUAUACUUUCAGUAGUGUAGAAUCGUAUGAAGUUGGAAUUUACCAAAAUAAUAAGAGAAUAGGGAUAUGGAAAUUUUGUUUUGUAAAUAAAGAAAUGUAUGUAUUUAAAAUAUUAAUAUAAAGUUGUAAUGGAUCAUAUAAUGAGCAAGGUUUAAAAUUCGGUAGAUGGGUAGAAUUAAGUAAAAAUUUUGAUAGGUUAUACUUUAUUAUUGAUGAUCAAUUUUUAGUUAUAGUUAAAUUGUUUAUGAGGGGUUCUAUGAUAAUAAUAAAAAAGUUGGUAGAUGGAAUAUUCUUCAUAGAUUAAAUGGGUUGGAUAAGUUUAAGAUUAUGUAUAUUCUAUUUAAUUUCAUUAUUAAUAAUUAAAAGUGGAGGAGGAUUAUAUAAUGAAAAUGGCUUAAAAUUUGGAAAUUGGAUUGAAUUGAUUCCAUUUUAUGGAGAGUAAGAAUAAAUUUAUAUAAAGUUUUAAUUAAGUUAUCUAAUUUGGUAAUUAUAAAAAUGAUAAAAAAAUUGGAAGAUGGGAUAUUAAAUAUUAAAAAAAGGGAAAAUAAAGCUAUUCAAAGAUGUAAAUAAAUAGUAAACAAUAAUAUAGUGGUGGAGGUAGUUAUGACGAAUAAGGGUUAAAAAGUGGUAUUUGGAUAGAAUUGAAUGAUAAUUUUGGAGAGUAUAAUUUUAAUUAUAUUAUUUUAAUUAGCUAUGCUUAAAUACUUUUUGUAGGAUAAUAUUAGCAAAAUGUAAAAAUAGGAAGAUGGGAUAUUUAUUAAGGAACAAAAAUAAAAAAUACUUCCAAUAAAAUGUAUAAUUAUAUUUAAUAUUUUAAACAUCUUUUAGAGGUGGAGGAUUGUAUGAUAAAUAAGGUUAAAAAUAUGGUUUAUGGGAGGAAAUAAGCAAUAAUUUCUUUAAGUAAUUUUUUUAGAUUUAAAUUAGUACAAAUGAAGUAAAGCUUUAAGGCUAAUAUAAAAAUAAUAAGAGAUUAGGUAGAUGGUUUUUUAUAAUGAGAAAUCAAUAGAUGUUUUUAUUUUAUAAUAUUAAGAGAAUAGUGGUGGAGGAUAUUAUAAUGAAUAAGGUUUAAAGGUGGGUUUUUGGGAGGAUGUGAGUGAUAUAUUUUAGAAGUAUCACAUUAUAAAAUAUUUAAUUAGUUAUUCCUAAAUUACUUAUGAAGGAGAGUAUUAUGAUGGCAAAAAAGUUGGUAGUUGGAAUUUGAUAUAUUUCAAAGAAAAAAUGUAUGAAAAUUUAUAAAUAAAUUUAGUGGGGGAGGAUAUUAUAACGAUUAAGGUUUAAAGAACGGUAAAUGGAUAGAAUUGGGAGAUAAUUUUAAAAAGUAAUAAAUUUUUAUAUAUCAUAACACUAUUAGUAAUGUUUAAGAACUUGAAAAUGCUGAAUAUAAAAAUGGUUGGAAGAUUGGAUUAUAAUUUGAAAGAAUAGCAGGAUUUUUUGAUAAAUUUAGCUUUAGAUUCGUAAAAGUUUACAUCUAAAUAUAAUAAUGA